Messenger RNA from Funneliformis geosporum, 357 nucleotides. The record is from the annotation of a GenBank genome assembly. NCBI's taxonomy places the organism in Eukaryota, Fungi, Glomeromycota, Glomeromycetes, Glomerales, Glomeraceae.
AUGACGAAACAGAUAAUGAUCCUGUUGAUCACGAGUCUAAGGGAGUCAUUUUUCAAACAAGAACAUGUAAUUCAACAGAACGAAGUUUUACAAGAAGCCAUGAAAGAAUUAAAUAAAUCAAAGGAGUUGGCCCACUUUAAAAUGCAAAAACGCUUACUCGUUAGAGAUAGUCGCGAGAUUGAUCCUGAUUCUCAACCGAAGAAGUGGGAACUUCCGUGGACUCAAGAAUUGCAAUAUGAAAAUUCAACUAAAAUUAUGCCGAUCAGUCUUUCUACAUUAGAUUAUUUUCAAGAUGAUAAAGCUCGUUUACACGAACCUGAUAAACAAGUAGAUUUAAGAAAUAUCUGCAAAUUACUU